AUGACAUCAAACUCUAGCUUUGCUCAGGCUGUCAAUACUUCAUCAAUGAUGAAGCAGUCCCUUCCGGCUCCGGCAGAGGACCCGCGAAACGAUGCCGACUUGAGUAGACCCCAACACGAAAUGAACCCUCAACCGACUCAAAGGGCAGAGCGUCCAGUUGCGGCAGAACGAGGCUCGUCACCAUCGACGAAAGCCUCGCACGAAGAGAGAAGCACAACCCAAGGAACCGAACAAAACGAAGGCUCGAAAGACUCGAAGGACCUAAAGAAGGAACAAACUCCUGAUGAUAGUAGCUCUCCCCAGACCCAGGGGCAGUUGUUGACUCAAAUCGGCGGCCACUUUGAUGAAAAUACGAAACCGAGCCAGGAUGAUUUGGAUGUGUCGUUGUCUGCCGAGUAA
Molecule: messenger RNA, 399 nt
Organism: Colletotrichum godetiae
Lineage: Eukaryota; Fungi; Ascomycota; Sordariomycetes; Glomerellales; Glomerellaceae
Exons: 3
Coding region: 1-399 (132 amino acids)
Source: RefSeq, a predicted model, not a curated record